Messenger RNA from Hemiscyllium ocellatum (epaulette shark), 1302 nucleotides. It is a transcript of the gene trmt61a, whose product is annotated as tRNA methyltransferase 61A. The transcript has 4 exons. Gene Ontology annotation, cellular component: nucleus; tRNA (m1A) methyltransferase complex. Gene Ontology annotation, biological process: tRNA methylation. The record is from RefSeq and is a predicted model, not a curated record. Lineage: Eukaryota; Metazoa; Chordata; Chondrichthyes; Orectolobiformes; Hemiscylliidae. Bases 56 to 976 code for a protein of 306 amino acids.
GUCCACUUGCGGUGUGGGGGUUGAUUGUGGCUAUCGUUGCAUUCUAUUCUCAGAAAUGAGUUUUGUGGAAUAUAGAGAUGUCAUUCAGAAUGGUGACACUGCCAUCAUCUUCCUCGGUCAUGACUCAAUGUUUGCCAUCAAAGUUCAGCAAGGUGGUUCAACACAGACAAAAUAUGGGGCUAUCAAGCACUCUGCUGACCUAAUUGGAAAAAAGUAUGGGUCAAAAGUUACAUGCAGCAAAGGAGGGUGGGUGUAUAUACUGCAUCCUACUCCAGAACUCUGGACUGUGACUCUACCUCACCGGACCCAGAUUCUGUAUUCCACUGAUAUUUCUAUGAUCAUUAUGAUGCUCGAAUUGAAACCAGGAUCGAUUGUCUGUGAGUCAGGUACAGGAAGUGGUUCUCUUUCUCAUGCUAUCAUUCGGACCAUUGCACCAACAGGACAGCUAUACACUGUCGAGUUUCACAAACAACGAGCAGAAAAAGCUGAAGAGGAAUUUUGUGAUCAUAAAAUAGAUCAUUUGGUCACAGUGAAAAACCAAGAUGUUUGUAAGGAAGGUUUUGGAGUUGUCAAUAUUGCAGAUGCUGUAUUUCUGGACAUCCCAUCACCUUGGGAAGCUGUAAAAUAUGCAAAGUCCGCUCUGAAAACUGAAGGUGGAAGGAUCUGUUCUUUCUCUCCCUGUAUUGAGCAAGUACAGCGCACCUGCCUAGCAAUGACUGAGCAAGGCUUCAUGGAUAUUCAUACUUUUGAAAUUCUUCUCCGUGUAUAUGAUGUCAGGACUGUGAGUCUGCAGCUCCCUGACCUUGGUGUGGGAGACACAAAUAACCAAGACACACUGGCUGACAAGAACCAAUCAAAGGAAGACAGCUGGAGUGAUUUACAACCGGUAACUACCCAGUUUAAAAGUGGUGCACCUCUGAGAGAGAUGGCAGGUCAUACAGGAUAUUUGACCUUUGCUACAAAAUAUCUUUCAUAAGCAUCAAGUAAUUCUAUUUUGAACAUUUUAUCUUUUUUCCAAAAAAGCUUGAACCUGGAAUCCAUUUCCACAGGGAUUUGCAUUUAUCAAGAGCUGUUCCAGUCAGCAUUGGCAAACUCUUAACCUUUUAUUUUGUUUUUGCAAAAACUGUCAGAGAAACAGCAAUGAAUUGAAUGUAAAAUCAGAACAUGGGCUGUAAAUGGUAUGAACCUGUGGGCUCUAAACCACUUAUAAAUUCCAUGUAGGCAAGCUGCGCUGGCCUCCUUUCAUCUGUCCUUUAUUUCUUGAUUUUUUUAUUUAACUAAUUUUCUAAUAAACAUUUUAUA